This is a messenger RNA of Eucalyptus grandis, 546 nucleotides long. RefSeq lists its product as uncharacterized. The transcript has a single exon. Lineage: Eukaryota; Viridiplantae; Streptophyta; Magnoliopsida; Myrtales; Myrtaceae. Gene Ontology annotation, biological process: negative regulation of cell population proliferation. The coding region runs from base 85 to 240 and encodes 51 amino acids. The record is from RefSeq and is a predicted model, not a curated record.
AAUCUCCUAUCUGUCUCGACAAAGCCAGAGGCAAGUGAAGCCAAGCCAUAGUCACUGAGGCGUUCGGAUAGCAGAAAAGUGAAGAUGAUCAUGAGAAGUGCAAGCGCGAAAGCAAGAGACUCGAAGGCUAGCAACAGGAGGCUUUCAUGCACAAGGCUGAAGGGUCACCUGAAAGAGCAGAAAGGUAGGCUCUACAUCAUUCGGCGCUGCGUCGUCAUGCUCCUUUGUUGGCACGAUUGACCACUGAGCAGUAAGUGCUAUUAUGAUGAAUUUAUUAUCUCUGAGUUCACAUACAGUCUCUCUCGAUCUAACAUCACAGCUCAGAUGUGAAGCAAUCAAACCCCGAAGCUUGCUUUACCUGAUUAUUUGGUCCGUUACUCGCUGGUCUGUCAAUGUGUUCCCGCGAGGCCUAACGUACGAGUGAGCGGAGUGUUCGGGGACAUGCAUGAUAAAUAAAGAUUGUCGGUCCAUCCGCUAGCGAGUGUUUAGCAACUUCUUGCUGAGUAACGGUUGCCCUUGAAACUCUCUAUUUUAGUUCUCGCAAAU